Drosophila sechellia is the source of this 1816-nucleotide messenger RNA. RefSeq names its product Cuticular protein 72Ea (gene Cpr72Ea). Bases 292 to 1788 code for a protein of 498 amino acids. The transcript has a single exon. The record is from RefSeq and is a predicted model, not a curated record. Lineage: Eukaryota; Metazoa; Arthropoda; Insecta; Diptera; Drosophilidae.
GGUCAUAAAAUCCACCUUACUAUGUGAGGGUAGAAGAGCAUAUACUAUUUGUAAACUUUUGCAGAUAACAAUUUGGACUGCUUUUAGAAUUUUUCUCGCAGUGUAUCAGAACAGAAGAAUCAGCAGGAACAGCAGCAACUGGCCGGGAGGAACCUCAGCCAGAACCAGACCUAGAACUCGCGAAAGAACCUGCUGGGUAUAAAAGGAUGAAGACCUAGGCUCAGAAUCAACAGUUACCAGUGAACUGACGAACAAGACUCACUCAAAGGAAUCUUCCACUGCCGCCCAGCCAUGAAGUAUCCACUUCUGUUGUUAGGAAGCCUCAGUUUGGCCCACGGACUGGCCUUGUACUAUCCCUAUGCGUACACUGCCGAGGGAUCCGCCGUGUUCACGCCCACUCAGCGCCAGUAUAUCGCCAAGGAUGAGUUAGGUCAGUACUCCUAUGGCUAUUCGGAACCCUUGUCCAGCAAACAGGAGACCCGCACCCUUGACGGAAUCACCCAAGGAUACUAUAGUUACCGGGAUGCGGCUGGAAAACUCCAGACGGUUAACUAUGUGGCCGACAACGAAGGUUUCCAUGUGGCAGCCACUAAUCUGCCAAAGGCCAAAGUUCCCAAGGAGUCGCUUGAAUUUAGUCCCAGGAGCGCGUCGCAUCCGGUAGAACAUCAUGUCGAGCAUCACGCGGAGGUGUCGCAUCCUGUAGUUCAGCAUCCUAUUGGCCACCAUCCCGUUGAAGUUCCACAUCAUCACACUGUUGUUGAAAGCGGACGAAGUGCCCAUCCAGAUGGACACCAUCCCGUCGAGCACCACGAUCACUCCGGUUCUGUUGUCCAACAUCCUGGUGGCCACCAUUUUGUUGAAGUUCCACAUCAUCACACUGUUGUUGAAAGCGGACGAAGUGCCCAUCCAGAUGGACACCAUCCCGUCGAGCACCACGAUCACUCCGCUUCUGUUGUCCAGCAUCCUGGUGGCCACCAUCCCGCUGAGGUCCCUCAUCCUUACACUGUUGUCGAGAGCGGACGAAGUGCUCACCCAGAUGGACACCAUCCCGUCGAGCACCACGAUCACUCCGCUUCUGUUGUCCAACAUCCUGGUGGCCACCAUUCCGUUAAAGUUCCACAUCAUCACACUGUUGUUGAAAGCGGACGAAGUGCCCAUCCAGAUGGACACCAUCCCGUCGAGCACCACGAUCACUCCGUUUCUGUUGUCCAACAUCCUGGUGGCCACCAUUCCGUUGAAGUUCCACAUCAUCACACUGUUGUUGAAAGCGGACGAAGUGCUCAUCCAGAUGGACACCAUCCCGUCGAGCACCACGAUCACUCCGCUUCUGUUGUUCCACAUCAUCACACUGUUGUCGAGAGCGUACGAAGUGCUCACCCAGAUGGACAUCAUCCCGCCGAGCACCACGAGCACCCUGUUCCUGUAGCCCAGCAUCCUGUUGGCCACCAUCCCCUUGAGGUUCCUCAUCAUCACACUGUCGUUGAGAGCGGCCGAAGUGCUCAUCCAGAGGGGCACCAUCCCAUCGAGCACCACGAGCACCCGGUUUCCGGCGCAGACCCAUCCGGUUCCCAUGGUGGCCACUCCCAAUUGACUCAUCCCGUUGCUGAUACCGCUGAAGUGGCUGCGGCCAAGUCCCUUCAUCUUCAACGCGUCCACGAUGAAGGCGUGCGCAACCAGAUGCUGGCCAAGAUUCCAGUUGCCGUGGCUCGCAGCCACCAUUUCGUUGUUCCUGCUCCAGUCUACGGCUACACCAUUCCCAGGUACUACACCCCCGGAUUCUACUACUGAAUGGCAGCUGCCUUCGCACGAUUUGGUU